Fusarium tjaetaba is the source of this 1077-nucleotide messenger RNA. Its product is annotated as terpene synthase. The transcript is spliced from 2 exons. Lineage: Eukaryota; Fungi; Ascomycota; Sordariomycetes; Hypocreales; Nectriaceae. The record is from RefSeq and is a predicted model, not a curated record. The coding region runs from base 1 to 1077 and encodes 358 amino acids.
AUGAUAUACUCACGUCUAAACCAAGCCGCGCUCGUAGAUGCCCUUCGCGGCCAGACACUACAUAUUCCCAAUCUUCAGAAUUUCUUCCGGGGUUGGCCCAAUCCUCAAGGUCAGCUCAACCGCCACCAUGAGCAUGUUACGCCAAUUGUCAAUCGAGCGGUUGAGCGCAUGGCUGUAGCAUAUCCGUUGAUCGCCCGUCGAAAAAAGGACGACAUUGCUUAUCUGGCUUGUUCACUAUAUCCCCAAGCUCGUAGGCGGCAAAUGGAGGCUUUGACUCUCUACACGACGUGGCUCGUUUGCUGGGAUGAUGCUGUUGACGCUAACGAGGGCGAUCUUGCGGGUGACUUUAUGCGAGCAGAGCGUUGGAGGGAGCAGACUAUGCGCAUGGUGCGUGAGGCAUUGGCCCUUGAUGAAAUGAAUAUGAGUGAAGCGGAUGACGAUCCUAUCAAUGGCGUGUUUAGAGAGUUCGGUGCGCGGUUCUGUCAGACGGCGCCGAGUGAUCAACGGCGCCUCUUAUACGAUGAGAUCCAAUUCUUCAUCAGCAGCUGCGCAGCCGAGCAGAAACUUCGUUUGGCCAGUCGCAUACCUGAUUACGAGCCGUACAUGAAACUGAGGAUCGGAACUGUCGGCGGGAGAAUGCUCUGCAGUCUUGUACCAUAUGCAACAGACGAGAGGCUUCCAGGGGCGUUAUCGUCAGCUCCAGAGAUCGUUCACUUGUGGAGACAAGUAAGCAUUCUCCAGAGCUUGAUGAAUGAUAUGCUGUCGCUGAAGAAGGAGUUACGGACUGACUGUGUCAUCAAUGCCAUUGCAGCCAUCAUGGAGCCUGGCAUGAGCUUGGAUACUGUGGUUGCUAAGCUGGAGGAAAGGAUGAAAAUGGCAGUCAACGACUUUGACGACGCAGCGAAUAUGUUGCUUCAUAAGACUGAGUUUCAAGAACAAACACACACUAUCGUGAAGAGAUACCUUGAUGGAUGCCGUUCAAUCGUCACGGGCACACUUAGAUUCACAUUAACAUCGCCCAGAUACAACAUACAAAAACUCGUAGAAGAAGACGGGUCAUUAAAAAUUAAACUUUAA